Molecule: messenger RNA, 681 nt
Organism: Cercospora beticola
Lineage: Eukaryota; Fungi; Ascomycota; Dothideomycetes; Mycosphaerellales; Mycosphaerellaceae
Product: cupin domain-containing protein
Source: RefSeq, a predicted model, not a curated record
AUGCACCGUAAACCAAAGAACUGCUUCUUCACCACCCUCGACACCAACUCAACAGGAAGCCGUGAGCAAGCGGGAGAAACUCCAGUCAUCAAAAUGCCAGCAUCCAUAGACAGCCGACCACCAGGCAUCGGUGAUCCCGCUCGCCGCCACAUCGUCAACAAAGUGGGAGGCGAAGACGUAAACUGGCUCAAAUAUGGCUACGAGACCAAUGGCGAAUACUCCGAAAUCGAAUGCACUUGCGAGCCAGGCGGUGGCCCACCUCUGCACUACCACGCAACAUACACCGAGACAUUCACUUCUCUCGAAGGUGAACUUAUCCUGCAAAUCGGCGACGAAGAGCCCAAAGUUGUCGAAGUCGGAUCAUCACAUACGGUAGAGAAGGGCGUCGUGCAUCGCUUCUCUGCGGGCCCAAAAGGAGCAAAGAUGAACGUGCGACUCGAACCCGCUAGUGCAGGGUUCGAGAAGAGUCUGUAUGUUUUCUUUGGCUUGGCGAAUGAUGGUUUGCUGGGGAAGGAUCUCAUGCCUUUGAAUAUGUUGCAUACGCUUUUGUUGGGGUAUUGGGGCGAUAUGGGGUUCCCUGGUGUUGUGGGUGGGAUUAUGAAUACCGUGCAGACGGUAGGAGCAACUUAUGCCAGGUGGACGGGUGUGGAAGCGGAGCUGCUGGAGAAGUAUUGGAAGUAG